Brassica oleracea var. oleracea is the source of this 2104-nucleotide messenger RNA. RefSeq names its product DNA (cytosine-5)-methyltransferase DRM2-like. Bases 127 to 1920 code for a protein of 597 amino acids. Lineage: Eukaryota; Viridiplantae; Streptophyta; Magnoliopsida; Brassicales; Brassicaceae. Gene Ontology annotation, molecular function: DNA (cytosine-5-)-methyltransferase activity; protein binding. The record is from RefSeq and is a predicted model, not a curated record. Gene Ontology annotation, cellular component: nucleus. The transcript is spliced from 11 exons.
ACGAAGUAGUAUUCAGUAAGCCAUUGUUAUAUCCAAACGCUAGAACACAGACAGCGGGAGCGUUUCCACUUAUUUGGGAGAGAUCCAAGUCUUAACCCCAUCGUCACCUUACUAACCACCACAACAAUGGUUCAAAACGACGACUCUGCUGAGUGGAAUACAGAUGACGACUUGUAUUUUGAGAUUGAUAACUUUCAGUCAUCUCCAAAGUCAUCAUCUCCUCUAGUCACUUCUUUAGACCACAUGUUUGCUACGCUUGUUGACAUGGGAUUUUCAGAUGACAUGAUCGCUAGAGCAAUUCAGGAAAAUGGACCAAAUGCUGAAACUUCCGCCAUUAUUGACACUAUCUCCAAGUACUCGAUGAACUGUGAACCUAGCUCUUCUAAGUCUAAGACUAUCGAUCACUUCCUUGCCAUGGGAUUUGAUGAGGAAAAAAUUAUCAAAGCCAUACAUAAACUUGGAGAAGAAAACAUGGAAGAGAUAGCAAAUGCACUCCUCUCUUCUGAAGCAGAUACAUCGCCUAUGAUGAAAGAAGAAGAUAACAUGGACUGGUCAGAUAGUGAUGAUGAGAUGAAAUACUCCGAUUUGUUGAGCUCAGACGACGAGAAAGAUCAAGACUCCUUAUAUAGCUGCAAUCCAUUGAGUUCUUUGGUGAAAAUGGGUUUCUCCGAACUUGAAGCUUCUCUAGCUAUAGAGAGAUGUGGAGACAGUGUGAGCAUUGCCGACCUCGCGGACUUCAUUUGUGCCGCUCAUAUAGCUAGAGAAUUUGAUGAGUUUCACAUUGACCCUGAAGAACAAAAGCCUAGACAGGACAUCAAGAAAAGGCGGAAGGAGCCUAGGCCAUCUGCUAAUAACCAGCCGCUUCACCUACCAAACCCAAUGAUAGGAUUUGGUGUUCCAAAUGAGGCGGUGUUCAUCACACAUAGAUCUCUCCCAGCACUAGCUCGUGCCCCGCCAUAUUUCUACUAUGAAAACGUUGCUUGUGCACCUACAGGCGUUUGGGAGACGAUCUCAAGUCAUUUGUAUGACGUUCUACCAGAUUUUGUGGACUCCAAGUUCAUAUGCGCGGCAGCGAGGAAGAGAGGCUAUGUGCACAACCUCCCCAUCAGCAACAGAUACCAGAUUCAACCUGCUCCAAAACUAACGAUUCAAGAGGCGCUUUCGCACACUAGGAAAUGGUGGCCAGCAUGGGACACAAGGACCAAACUGAACUGCAUACUUACCGUUCAUGCUAGUGCUCAGACAACAAAGAGGAUCCGUUUAGAACUUGAAGCUCAUACUGGCGAACCAUCUGAGGCGACAAAAAGGUAUGUCAUUGAGCAGUGUAGGAGGUGGAACCUUGUAUGGGUGGGAAAAAACAAAGUUGCACCACUCGAUGCAGAUGAAAUAGAGUCUCUUCUUGGGUUUCCAAAAUAUCAUACUCGAGGUGGUGGCAUUAGUAAUACCGAUCGUUUGAAGUCACUUGGCAAUUCUUUUCAGGUGGACACAGUGGCAUAUCAUUUGUCUGUCCUAAAACCCUUGUUUCCUGAUGGUAUUAGUGUUCUCUCACUGUUCACUGGUAUUGGUGGUGGAGAAGUGGCGCUUCACCAUCUCAAAAUCCCGAUGAAAACGGUUGUCUCGGUGGAGAUCUCAGAAGGAAACAGAAACAUCUUGAGAGACUUUUGGGACCAAACUAACCAAAGAGGAGAGUUUAUAGAGUUUGAAGACGUCCAAGACCUAACUAGAGACAAAAUCGUAGAGUUGAUGAAGCGGUUUGGUGGCUUUGAUCUUGUGAUUGGAGGUAGUCCGUGCAACAACCUCGCUGGUGGUAACAGAGUAAGCAGGAGUGGUCUUGAAGGUGAACAGUCUUCGUUGUUCUUUGAGUUUUGUCGGAUUCUGGAGGUUGUUCGUGAGACAACAAUGGAGAUGAGAAGAUCUUGAUGGUUCUGGGAUAAAAACUUAGUUUGAACUCUAUUAUUAUCGUAACUCAGUAUCAUCUCGUCUGAGGAUAAGUGUGUGUUUAAUAUAAGUAGCAGGGUCUUGUUUGUUUAGGUGGUGGUCUGUUAUGAACUAUGUCGUGUGGAUGAUCAUUAAAACGUUUUAAAUAUUAGCUUUUACAUAUGAA